Molecule: messenger RNA, 801 nt
Organism: Penicillium alfredii
Lineage: Eukaryota; Fungi; Ascomycota; Eurotiomycetes; Eurotiales; Aspergillaceae
Exons: 1
Coding region: 1-801 (266 amino acids)
Source: RefSeq, a predicted model, not a curated record
AUGGCCGAACAUCCUAUUCUACGCAGCGCAGCCAGCAGGUUCAAUCUCAACGACCUCGAUUCCCCAACAACUCCUCAGAGCAGAACCGCUGUCCCCAAAGACCCCGACUCAUCUACCGAAGAUGAAGAAGAGGUUGCUUUUGAGCUGGAAAAGCGAGCAUUGGCUGCCCUUCCACUGAAUCUCCAGAACACCAUGAGAGUCGUUCAUUGUGAGAGAAUCCGGCGUCUCCAGCGACAGGGAGCGCCUUUUCGAUUCACUACAACUCGCCAUUCACUACACUUGGAGCCGCCCUAUCAUGGAAGGCGAGCCUUGGAAACACAGCGAGAGGGGCUACAGCGAAUGUUGGCAAGAAGCCAGUCCAUACCCAACAUCAGCCUGGGCGUAGUCCGCCCAGUGCAGGCCACUGCCCAGCGUACAGUUUGGAUGUGCCCACGCCCUGUGCAACCCUUGCAUCCGGGCUCGUCAUUGCCCAGUAAUGCUGGCAGUGUUUCUGGGCAGAAGUAUUGGUACCAGUUCGACGAGGUUGACUGGUCUCGACAGAGGAACUUCGAGGUGCCCAGAGAGCCCGAAAAGCCUGGAAGAGCUAAAGUCACUUGGUUCGACGAGUACAAAAAUUACUAUGAGUCGACACGCCCGCCACAGACUUCUGGAUGCGAAAGGAAGGAAUUGAAGACUCACGACGAGGCUGAUCUCGAGGAAGACGAGAUCCCUUUUUCGACAAAAAUCAACUCUGCCAUUGCUGCCUCCCGAGCCCGUGUGAGAAAUGGACUUCACCAGCUGAGUCGACUUUUCAACCCGUGA